GAGUUUGUCCCUCGCACUUUUCCCUGGGGGACUGCGGGGCUGCCAUGUUGGUUGCUAUGCUGCUGGUGCCUGCCUGAAGGCGGGCGGGAGGCAAGAAGAAGGGAGGCUGGCUCGAGGGAGGGGAGGGAGGCAGAGGAGGCGGUGGCUGCUCGUCCUCGCCUCCCCCCGCCAAAGGCGGAAUCCGGCUGUUUAGCUGCCAUCUCUCCCCCAGCACCCCCCCCCCCCCGGUCCAGGGCUGCAGGAAGAGCAAGAGCGACCAGCGGACCUCAUCCUUGGGGUGGUGCGAAGGAGGUGCUGAAACCUUUUCCCUUGACCGGAGGGACACAGUUGGUGGGGAGGGGGGAAGGUUGCAUUGCCUUCCCCCCCUCCCCAUUGAUGCUCCCGUUUUUGUCUGCGCUGGGAAUAUGGGGGAGCAUUGAGUUGGAAGUGGGGCGCUCGCUGCAAGGCCAUUGGGGUCCCCCCUUGCAUCCUUUUUUUGCUCGCUUGGAGGUUUAAGAACUGAGCCGAGUUGUGGAUUUGAACUGAACAUUUUUUGGGCGGAGAUCCCUCCACAACCUACACGGGCACCAUUACCACUUGACCCUGCUUUCUCACUCACUACCCUUGGGGGUUGGUCUACCAUCAUUCUCUGGAAGGACGUGGCUGUUAUAUGAAGACGCUGUGUGGACAGUAAUGACCGCACGUUUCCGAUUGCCUGCUGGCAGAACCUACAAUGUACGAGCAUCUGAGCUGGCACGAGAUAGACAGCAUACAGAGGUGGUCUGCAAUAUUCUUCUCCUGGAUAACACUGUACAAGCAUUCAGAGUUAAUAAACAUGAUCAGGGGCAAGUCCUGUUGGACGUAGUUUUCAAGCAUCUUGAUCUGACCGAGAGAGACUAUUUUGGUUUACAAUUGGCUGAUGAUUCUACUGACAACCCGAGGUGGCUAGAUCCAAAUAAGCCUAUCAGAAAACAGCUGAAGAGAGGAUCUCCUCACAGUUUAAACUUCAGAGUCAAGUUUUUUUCAAAGUACCAAUAUUUUUUGCAAAUUAAGCAAGACAUUCUUACUGGAAGAUUGCCCUGCCCUUACAAUACUGCUGCACUUUUGGCUUCCUAUGCUGUUCAGUCUGAGCUGGGAGAUUACAACCUUUCAGAGAACUUCCCAGGCUACCUCUCAGACUACUCAUUCAUCCCUGGCCAGCCACAAGACUUUGAAAAAGAAGUAUCCAAACUACAUCAACAGCAUUUAGGUUUGUCUCCUGCUGAGGCAGAAUUUUGCUAUCUCAACACAGCACGAACCUUAGAACUCUAUGGUGUUGAAUUGCACUAUGCAAGGGAUCAAAGUAACAAUGAAAUUAUGAUUGGAGUAAUGUCGGGAGGCUUACUAAUUUAUAAGAACAGGGUACGAAUUAACACCUUUCUAUGGUUGAAGAUUGUAAAAAUUUCUUUUAAAUGCAAGCAGUUUUUUAUUCAACUUAGAAAAGAAUUGCACGAAUCUAGAGAAACAUUACUGGGAUUCAACAUGGUGAAUUAUCGAGCAUGUAAAAAUUUAUGGAAAGCUUGUGUAGAACAUCACACCUUCUUCCGGUUAGACAGACCACUGCCACCUCAGAAGAAUUUUUUUGCACAUUAUUUUACUUUGGGUUCAAAGUACCGGUACUGUGGAAGAACAGAGGUUCAGUCUGUACAGUAUGGUAAAGAAAAAGCAAAUAAGGACAGGGUGUUUGCCAGGUCCCCCAGUAAACCUCUAGCUCGUAAAUUGAUAAGUGGAAUGGACUGGGAGGUUGUCAGCAGGAAUUCGUUGUCUGAUGAUAGGUUAGAAACUCAAAGCUUACCAUCCCGCUCUCCCCCUGGAACCCCUAAUCAUCGCAAUUGUGCAUUUACUCAAGAGGGAAAUAGGUUACGGCCAUCUUCAGUGGGACAGUUGGUGGACCGUGUAGUCCAUACAUCUCCAAGUGAUGUUUUCGCAAAUCAUCGAUCUCCUUCUUCUACACAGGCGAACAGCAUCAUUCUGGAAUCAUCACCAUCUCAAGAAAGCCCCAUAGAUGGGCAGCCUCCUGCACUGCCACCCAAACAGUCUAAAAAGAACAGUUGGAACCAAAUUCAUUACUCACAUUCACAGCAAGAAUUGGACAACCAUAUAAAUGAAACAUAUGAUGAUUCAUCAUCUCCAGAAAAAUCUACACCCAAUGGCGGGAUUCCUCAUGAUAAUCUUGUUCUGAUCAGAAUGAGGCCCGAUGAAAAUGGAAGAUUUGGUUUCAAUGUAAAGGGUGGAUAUGACCAGAAGAUGCCUGUCAUAGUUUCCAGAGUAGCUCCAGGAACACCAGCUGACAUUUGUGUUCCUCGUUUGAAUGAAGGAGACCAGGUAGUACUGAUCAAUGGCAGGGAUAUCUCAGAACAUACCCAUGAUCAAGUUGUCAUGUUUAUUAAAGCUAGCUGUGAGAGGCACUCAGGGGAACUUGUGCUUCUAGUUCGGCCUAAUGCCGUUUAUGAUGUAGUAGAAGAGAAACUGGAGAGUGAACCUGACUUCCAGUAUAUCCCCGAGAAGUCCCCAUUAGAUGGUAUCCACCAAGAUGACAAUGCUCUGAGAGAAUCAAUGUUUCAGCUAGCUGAAGGGCUCAUCACUGGAACUGUCUUGGCUCAGUUUGAUCAACUUUAUAGGAAGAAGCCUGGAAUGACAAUGUCUUGUGCCAAAUUACCUCAAAACAUUUCCAAAAAUAGAUACAGAGACAUUUCGCCUUAUGAUGCUACACGGGUCAUUUUAAAGAGUAAUGAUGAUUACAUCAAUGCAAAUUAUAUCAAUAUGGAAAUCCCUUCUUCCAGUAUAAUAAACAAGUACAUUGCUUGCCAGGGUCCUUUACCCAACACCUGUCCUGAUUUUUGGCAGAUGACAUGGGAGCAAGGCUCUUCUAUGGUUGUAAUGUUAACCACUCAAGUAGAACGGGGCAGAGUAAAAUGUCAUCAGUACUGGCCAGAGCCUGGUGGAAGUUCUGCAUAUGGGAAUUUCCAGAUCACCUGCCAUUCAGAAGAAGGAAAUCCUGCUUAUGUCUUCAGAGAGAUGACAUUAUCUAACUUGGAAAAAAAUGAGCAUCGUCAGCUCACUCAAAUCCAGUACAUAGCAUGGCCUGAUCAUGGGGUUCCUGAUGAUUCCAGUGAUUUCCUGGAUUUUGUGUGUCUCGUACGGAAAAAAAGAACUGGCCGAGAAGAACCUAUUGUUGUCCACUGCAGUGCCGGGAUUGGACGAACAGGAGUUCUUAUCACUAUGGAAACAGCUAUGUGUCUCAUAGAGUGUAAUCAGCCUGUUUAUCCUUUAGAUAUUGUGAGAACCAUGAGAGAUCAAAGGGCCAUGAUGAUCCAAACUCCUAGCCAAUACAGAUUUGUUUGUGAGGCUAUUUUGAAAGUGUACGAAGAAGGACUCGUUAGACCUUUAAUGACAUCACUGAAUAAAUAGAAAGCAAAAGACACUUAAUGGAAGAAUUGGCAUAAGAUACUGGCUGCACUUGUUGUGCCAUAACUUUGUUUGCAAGAAAUUGUGUCUGAAACAAUGAAGAACUGCAAAGAACUUGGAAAAACUUCAGCACUGCUGCACUUUAUGUUGAAACUGAAAACAGUCUCUAAAACACUAUGUUUUUCCUGUGUUGGAAGACUCUUCAUGCUUUGCUCUGAACAAACCACAGACUGAAUGAAUUCCCUGUGUUCAGGAUGAAUUUUCCAGACUUGAGUGUAGUGCCAUAUAGUUCCUUUUUGUUUGAACUGUUGCAAAAAAGAAAAGAAAAAAAAGCUUGGAAUACUUUUUCUCUCUGUUUGACACCUGUGUCUUUUCAAAUUAACAAUACACAUAAAGCCAUCUCUUCCAAUGCUAGAUUGAUUUGCUGUGUUCAGAUCCUUGCUAUCUUUGUCUUUCGUUUUGGUGGAACGUUAGCAAUAUUACGGCUAUUACACACUGCCUACUGAAGCAGCACAUUUUGCCCUAUGCCCUUCUAGAAUAUAACUUGAUCAGUAGUAGAAAGCUGCAAUCUGUUCUAACCCAGCAGUAGCUGCAUAAAGGCCCAUUUAACCAGCAUCUUGUUUAGGUUGGGAUAAAAAAGACAUUUGUUUUGAACCAGCAGUUCAGUUUCUUGGCGUGUCAUAACGUCAGCAUGUUUGAAAUCAUCUGAUAACUUUACGUAAUGUAAACAAUUUGUCUUAACCCCUUAAGUGCCUUGAAACUUACAGUGUAUGGCUCGGAUCCUAAGGUGCCAUGGUGUAACAGCUGAACAGCAUUUACGUUUGCAGAGGAAGAAGGGCAAUUUUUGCAGACUCCCACUUUGCCUUCUGCCCUGUUCCUGGGGGUACACUGACCUGGAAGAGCACAUUUUUGAGUGGCACAGAAGGCUUCUUUGGGAGGGGAGAAAAUCAAAAGCUGCCAUCCUUAAGCUGAGCUCCAUUUGUGCUGCUUAGGAUCCCAACCUGUCUUAAUGAAUAGGCACUGGUAUAGGCCCUAAAGGGGGAAGUAUCAUCAUUGAAACUUUUAUUUUAGUGGGUUCACAUUUUAAAGCAUGACCCUUGGUGCUUAGAAUAUGCUGGGAGGGGGAUACAGAAAUACCAUUCCUUCUGUUUCUACGAUUACCUGCAUGCCACUGUGGGUAGCAGAAGCAUCCAGGCCUAUUUAAUAAGUAUUGUUUACUCCUGUGAAUUGAAGUGGAAAGAUCUGACACAUUCAUUUGGUAAAACGUUUGCAACAUAAAGUGGCAAGCCAGUAGAUAGUUUUAGAAUUUGCUCCAUUUUACCCUUAACACUAAGAAGGAAAAGCUUGGUAACUGAAGUAGAAAGAUAUAACUUUUCAGUAACACUGAUACUUUGCUUUAAACAUGUUUAAACAUGCGUAUCUAAGGUGAUCCUUCCCCUAUCACCCGCUUGCCGUUUAUUUCCCCUGAGUUUUCCCCCUACUGUUUUUCAAAUCACGCUUCUACUGAACUGCUUUUAAAGGGUGGGGGGGGGGGGGUUAAAGGCCAUCAGUUCAUCCCUAAAACAUUUGGUCUUGUUUGGAUUUCCAUGUUGUUCUUUUGUGAAACAAAAUUGUUAAUGUUUGUGUACCUCUGAAGUUGUUAGUAUAUAUGCAGUGGAGGCAGUUCUUUGAUACAGUAUCUGAGCUCAUUCUAGAGACCUGUAGCUUUCCAAAAGUUUUUUCUAGGGGAAGCCAACAGAUUAGUAAUGGUAUCCAGCCUUGCACAGUAAGUUGGGAAGUGUUUGUUUUUUAUAAAGAUUACCUUCAACCCCUAUAUUUAAUAUUUGAUUAUGCAACACUUUCUUUUUUUAAAAAAAAAUCAGCAUAUGUAAAGUACAGAAUGAGAAAAUUGAUUAUUUUUAAAUAGCUGGGUUUUUUUUUUCAUUUUCUCUUCUGAAGGUAUUUAGAAGUACCAACACUGCAGAUACACUAUAUAAAGUUUACCCCUUAUGAGCUGAAGCUUUAUGGUGUAAAAUGACAGCAAACCACCACCAAGGUCUCAUUUUUAAAAGUUUUUUUAAAAAAUCAGCCCUUAUUUACAAAGCAAGGCUGUGAUAUCUGCUUUUAAAUUUACUAUUGAUUUCAUUAUUUUCUUUUAACAGGGUUACUUCAUUGUUAUAUAUUCCACUGCCAGGGACUUUUGUUAGUGUUUGCUUUUCACAUGGGUGGCUGGAAUGGCAUUAAUGAUGACAGGCUCCUAAAAAUCUUGAGCUGCGCUGUUGUACUGUCUGUAGGAAUACAAUAGUUUUGUGCUUUGUCAAGUUGGCCCACUUGCUAAAGCUGCUUCUGCUUUCGAAAGCUGUGAAAGUUCAAGGGCUGGUGAGAGCAGUGCUGUUCUAUAUGAAGUAAUAAUUGAAGCUACUCUUUUCAUAGUCUGUUACUAUUCAGUGGGGCAUGAGAGGUUGUGUCUGCAUUUUCAUUAGGCUUCAGGCAGAUGACAAAGAACAACGUGGUGACUUCUUAGACUCUUUCUGUGCAGUUGUCUAAAGCCAUCAUUAAGUGUUGGAGCGAGCGAUGUAAAAAAACCCUUUUUAAUAGAAAGCUUACAGUGGCUCUUUCCAACCAAUGUGAUGGCAGUGAAAAGAAAUAAUGGUAAACAUACUUCAUGCUCAUGCUGCCUUUUGAUAUAUUUUGCAUAAAAAGUGUCACGAUAUAAUACAUGGAAAGUCUUCUUUCCUGCUUUUGGUUUCCGAUUGAUUUUCGCUGUUCUAGAUCAUGGUGUUGGUUACUUACAGGGCUAAUUUAAGCACUUGUAGCAAAUUAAAGGAAUUCUUACAUGAUAUAAUACGUACUAUUGAAACAACAUUUGGUUUCACUAUUGCCAACGUAGAAAGUAGCAUUGCCCUUUUUAUAAACCUAUGAGUGACAGGACUAGAGAGUUUAUAGCAACACUGUGUUAUCAUUGGUAUUUUACAUACGCGAUAUUCUUAUGUGAGGUUGCCAAAGCAAUUUGAAUCCAUGAGAAAUAUUUAUACCACAAUGUAUAGCUUUGUUGGGGGAUAUUUUUCAUAUUCAGUACAUUUGAUGCAAUGUACAGAGAGAAACAUUAGUUGUCUUAAAAGUCUCUCCCUCCUUAUAUAAGCUGAUUUAGGGCUUACUGUGUAGUUGCAAUGAAGAAAUAUUGAGAGCGAUUAGCUUGGGCAGGGUCACCAGCUGAUCAUCAAGCUGCGGGAGUUUUCCUCAGUGCGCGAAUAUGGUAAGGACAGAGUAACAAUAAAGCAUUCUGCCAUGAACGUGGAUUUCCACAGAAUGCAUCUUCUCAUUAUGGUAUCAAUAACCUUUUACUAAUAUUUUUAUAUGUCCUGAAAGUUAAUACUGCUAAUUACUUUGCAUUGGGUUAUGAAGAUCUGUAUCAAACUAAAACAGAAAUAUUUUUUGUAUGUGUUUCAUGCUGUACAAAACAUGAAUGUAUGUUUGAGGCAUAAUGACAUAUAAAAUAAUAAGUGUUAUGAAUGUUGGAUUUUAUGGAUAAUUAUUUUCGUACUGUUUGCUAAAAAAAGAUGGGGAGAGCAGUCUGUAACACUUCCAGAUUUCUUUUUAAAUUCCAUUUGUUUUCAUUGUAAAUAACAGCAAUAGGUUAAUAGUUUUGUGCCAAUGUAUGUUUAAAUGUAUGGGAGGUUUUUUUUCCUAUCUCCAGGAUUGAAAACCGCAAUUAUUUAAGGUACUUUGAAGGUUUGUCAUUUAUAGAAAUCUAGGAGUCUUAAUUUUUUUUCUUUCCAUUGCCUUUUUAGUUGUGUGGCUCUGGGGGUAAUAGAGUUAUAAUAGGGGGCAGUUAAAUAUGAAGUACCCACAGAUGAUGUCAGUCAAUCUCUGAGAAAAAUGAUUCUAAACAAGCCAGCUAAUCAUGCCAUUUUAAGUAUCCCUUUCUCAAAGGAUGAAGUGGAGUAUCUGCCUCUAGUACUGAAGUAAUAUUCAUUCCAGUGCUAGCACAUGGCCAGGCUUCUGGUGCAGCCAUCAUUGUAUUUUAUUCCUUAACAUUCGUAUUGAGCCAAUUAAAUUUAGGGUCAGAUCACAGGUGCUGUUAGACUGAAGCAUUAGAUGUUGGACAGGUAAUGAAACCUACCAAAUUUGCACAUUGUAGCCCAAAUAUCCGCCCUGACCUGGAAAGCCCUAGGCUAGGCUGAUCUCCUCAGAUCUCAGAGGCAAAACAGGGUUGGCCCUGGGUAGUAUUUGGAUGGUCAACUUCCAAAGAAUACCAGGGCUCUGAUGCAGAGCUAGGAAAAGGGAAACCACCUCCAAAUAUGUCUUGCCUUGAAAACCCUACGGGAUCAUCAUAAGUUAGCUGUGACUUGACGGCACAAAAAAAAGCCCAAAUUAGUAGUUUGUAACAAGUCAUUCAUGUUACAACUAUGAACAGUAGCUGUGUUUAAUCAGAAUUUCACAGAUAAAGGUCUAGAAGUGCUGCCAUUAUCUUACAAUGGAAGGAGCAAACUGCAAGUGAAGAGAGCUAGGAGAGGUUUGUGACAGAACCAGUGCGGCCAGCGCCUUGCUAUGCGCAAUGUGCAGAAUAAAACUGCUACAUCAGUAGAAGGGAGAAAAGCAGCAGAAAUGCUGCAGUUGCAGCUAUUCAGAGAGGCCAAGAAGUGGAAAAGUCAUUCAUGCAAUCUCAGCAGCUUCUGCAUCUGGUAGAACAAAUCUGGAUUUUUGGGGAAGUGUCUGCUUUAAUUAAUAGGGUGUAGAAAAUUACAAGCUGGUACCAGCCCCUGAAAGUGGUUUUGUAGGAUAUCUAGCCUGAGGUCUUUUUGUAGCUCUCCAUAUUUUUCUGAAGAUACACCACCUUGGAAAGAAGUGGAGGCAUCUGAUCUUAUGUGCAAUAUACUUUAUUCUUAGAUGUAACUAUAGAGCACUUUGAGUCAUAAAUCGCUUAGUUCUGUGUGUGCAGUUAAGGAAAUUUCUGCACAAUGUACGAAGUCCCUGAUUUUCUCCCUCUUGGUUGUUAUACAGGCUUAGAUCCUGGAAUCCUUUUUCAUUUGUGGAAAGCAGCCAUGGAGGGGACGAUUUUUCAGUGAUUCUCCAUUCCCACUACAAAUGGCCUUCCACAUUGUUCCAGGGGAGGGAGUGACAGGAGGCUUCAUCAGGAGGGUGGAAAUUUCCCCUUUAACUAGUGUAGCUCUGCUCACACGAGGUAGAACCCACCUCAUAAUGGUCUCUGUUCUCAAGGGUGUAAGGAAUAUAGCUGAGGGGUUGCUCUAAUAAAACUUCCCAUUUCCUGCUUACAGCCAUUCUUUCUGCUGCUGCCAUUAUAAAUGGUUGGUGCUUGUAGGGUUUUGUCUACGUUAGCUGGGUUCUGCAUAUUAUGCUAAGCUUGUCCUAUAUAUGCCCUAACAGAACAGACAGCUGGAAGCCCCUGCAUUUAAAGCAGUGGUUAUCAACCUUCCUGAUGCCGCGACUCUUUAAUACAGUUCCUCUUGUUGUGGUGACCCCCAACCCUAAAAUUAUCUAUUUUACAGAUGGAGAACACUGAUGCAGAUAGUCUUAGGCAACCCCUGUGAAAGGGUCGUUCGACCCCCAAAGGGGUCCCAACCCCCAGAUUGAGAACCACUGAUUUAAAGGGAAUGCCCAUGUGACAUGCUCAUUCUGAGUACCACCUCAGCUUCUCAGCCACCCCGCCCCCCUCUGCAAAAAGAAACUGUCUUUGAUCUGAUUUGCAGUUGUGGUAUGGCCACAGGUAGAGUAUAUAUUUGGAUGUUAGCCCACAGCCACUAUAGGGUGGUGCUAUUAUCUGCUUUCAGCAUUCUGCUGACAGUGUGUUGUCCUGUAUCACUUUUUCCCUUUCCUCACCCAGCCAUGAGCAGCUGGACUAGGAAAAAGGGAAGAAGUUCAAGGAUGGGGGGUGGAGGUGGAGAGAGAUGUCCCAAGUUAAUCCCUGCUGCACUGUACUUUUAUGUGUGUACCUAGGAUAGGAUAGCAAGAGGUGCAGAGGUAAGGCAGCAGCGGUGAACAGAAGAAGAACUGGUUACAUGAAUUCCAUUCUCACCCAAUUCCACUCUGGUUGCUUCUACCAUGGCAAGGAACAUUUUUGUGCCCCUAUGUAGCAGCAACCGUACAUUCAAUUUAGUGUGUUUAGACUACUUGCAGAAUUGCAGCCAAUGGCCACACCUAAUUAAAAGCAGAUUUGCUGGAUUUGGUUCUGAACAAAUAAGUUGAAAAAGAUGCCUUAAACAUGAAAUCGGUGGCUUAUUUAUUAACUAGAGAUCUUAUGCAUAUAUGUGCACUAGCAGCACAAACUGAGAAAUUGGUGGUAUGCUGUUGAAAACUAUAAUUUUCAGCAGCACAACACCUCUAUUUUCUCAAUUUGUGUCAUUAAUGCAUGCCACAAAGGAGAUUGGUUGUAAUGGCAAAUCAUAAUAAAAUUCAUAUAUUAACAAAGCAGAAUAUUUGAUUUAUUAAACCUGUAGACACUAAUUUGAAUACUGGAGAUGCUCAGAGGGAAAGCUAGCAUAUUCACUUUAAUUCACCUAAUACUGCCAAGCUAGAGAGACAAACCAAAGCCAAAAUGUAAGGCACUUAAAAAACUUUUAAAUUCUUUGUGCACAUUGAUUACUUUCUAAAUUGAGAAGUUUUAAGAUACUUAAGGAAAAUUCUAUGCUUUUAAACACUAUUAAUGCCCAUGUCUUAAUUUGUACUUGCUUUAAAAUAAGUGUUUCUGGCCUAUGGUUUGUUUGUACAGAGCGACUUGAAGACUGCUGUAUUAAUAAUUUGAGAUGAAUCUUUUAAUAGUAAUAAUUUGAGAUGGAGACCUUGACUGACAAUAUUUGCUGGUGAAGUUACUUGAUAUUUAACACAAUUUAUAAAGGGUUUUGCCUACAUUUCUUGAAUUUCAAAUAGUAGCACUUUAUCUCAUGCUUUACUACUGACAAUUUUUGGACAAAAUAAAUUUGCUAUCAGGUUGAAGAGAGAUGCUUAAUGGAUUCCUGUGUAGAGUUUAUUGGGGUUGUUCUGUGAUACAAAACUUUACCAGUACAUUACUUUCUGGCUCAUUUCCAUCUGUUUUAGGACACAUUUACGUAACUCUGAAAUCACAAUCCUUCCACACUGUAUCCUAAUUCUAAGUAUUAUGCCUGUACAUUGACUUAUAGUGCUGUGCAACAUACCUUGUUAUGGUAUUAUACUGAUGCAACUGUUGAUGCACUAAGAAUUGGAGGACAGGGGAGGGAACAGGUAAAGACUAAUACUAAAAAUAAUCCCCACAGGAACAAUUAGUUAAAAGUUCAUUUUGGAGUUAAUUUUGUGUGUGUGUGUGUCUUGGCUAGCCACAAUGCUGUUUACUGUGGCCAGGAUCCAAAGAGCUGCAGACAGCUUCUAAAUAAGCAGCACAGCUUGUAAGGCCCAUCAUUUCCACAUGAUCUACCCUACAGGCUGCUUCUAAAUGAGGGGGACCUUGUAGAGAACCUUGGCAGAAAGGUGUGAUCAGUGGGAAAAAUGUGGGAUGCCUUAAUACACAUUCGGAAAUGUUUGCAUGUGUCUAAGAAGCUCUUUGAUUCCUGGCAUAAUUGCUGCUUAGACUAUUUUUUAACAUUUGCUUAAAAUCUGGAAAUGAAUUCAUUUUGUACUUAAGUUGCAAAUUAUGAGUAAAGUAAAAGGAUGCACAGAAAUUAAUGUUUUAAGAGUUGCAUUUUUUUCCUUUCAGGCAGCGGAUAGAAUACGAUUGGAGUAGUUAAACCAUUGAUAAUAAAUUGCUUCAUAUUCUUCUAGUAAAGAAUGUCAGUACAUUUCUUAGUUCAGUUAUCUCCAAACUUCAGGGGUUGGCUUCAAAUUUAACAUAAAUUCAUCCGGAUUCUAAACAGUGACCUAGUUCUAGCGAAUUUUGAAAGAAAAGAUUUUUGUGUUAGUAUAUGAGAGCUUUUUCCCCUGUCACAGGUGCUAUGUGUGUAAAUAUAAAGGGUGAAAAAUGUAGUCUUGUGUCUGGAACAUAUUCACAGUCCUAUGUGUAGCCAUUUUUAAUUUUUUUUCUUUUUUGCUAGUGAUUUGAUGGUAAUGCAUUUGUUUUUCUUUUGUGACUUUGCAUUUGUCCAGUUGAACUGGGUUUUGUGUUACUCAAUGAAUUGACUUCAAGUGUCUUGGUGGAUCAUCUCUGAAGCCAGUACACUCACAUGUUCUGUGAACAUCACACAAGUUCAUUUUUAUAUAAAUAGAUUUGUCUACAAACUUGUGUGUUCCUUAGGUUUACAAAGUGUUUCAGCAGGGAACCUUGAUACUAGGCAGCAGGAAGUGUUCUCAGCUGAAAAUGACAUGCACUUGAAUUUGGUCAACACUGGACAAUGUGAAAAGAAGUCAGCAUUCAUCACUGUAGCUACUGUAUGCUUUAAAAGGGCCUUAUGUAUUUUGCCUGCAUUGGGUUAAAGGGAGAAUUUUUGCCAUUAAGAAUAAGGUACACUAACAUUCUACAUACUAUACCAGCAGCUUCCGGGGGACUGGGGGGGGGGGGAGAGAAGAGAUAAAUAUU
This is a messenger RNA of Sphaerodactylus townsendi, 11911 nucleotides long. RefSeq names its product protein tyrosine phosphatase non-receptor type 4 (gene PTPN4). Gene Ontology annotation, biological process: protein dephosphorylation. The transcript is spliced from 27 exons. Gene Ontology annotation, molecular function: protein tyrosine phosphatase activity; cytoskeletal protein binding. Gene Ontology annotation, cellular component: cytoplasmic side of plasma membrane; cytoskeleton; cytoplasm. Bases 673 to 3429 code for a protein of 918 amino acids. The record is from RefSeq and is a predicted model, not a curated record. Lineage: Eukaryota; Metazoa; Chordata; Lepidosauria; Squamata; Sphaerodactylidae.